GUCAUUUCUGAUUCAGCUUUCCUGCUGCUGCUGUUUAGGCUUUGCUUGCAAUAAGACGUUUUUGAUUUCCUUUUCACUGCAAGGCUACCCAAGUCUGUGAUUUGUCUGAUUAGGGGGAUUAUUAUGGAGUAUGUUGAAGAUAUAAAGCUGUCUGAUUCUAGGAGGGUUCUGGUAGGAGCAGGUGCCCGUGCCUUGUUCUACCCUACACUUGUAUACAAUCUUGUUAGAAACAAAUUGCAGGCGGAGUUUCGGUGGUGGGAUCAGAUUCAGGAGUUUCUUUUGCUAGGUGCUGUUCCAUUUCCUAGUGAUGUCAAACGACUCAAGGACCUUGGCGUUCGUGGAGUGAUCACCCUCAAUGAGCCAUAUGAGACUUUGGUCCCUACAUCCUUAUACAAAGCUCAUGGUAUUGAUCAUUUAGUGCUUCCAACAAGGGACUACCUAUUUGCUCCAUCAAUUGAUGACAUAUGCCAAGCUGUAAACUUCAUCCAUGGGAAAACACUUCUCAAGCAGGCUACGUAUGUCCAUUGUAAAGCUGGUCGUGGACGUAGCACAACCAUUGUGAUAUGUUAUUUGGUUCAGCAUAGGCAUAUGUCCCCAGAUGUUGCCUAUGCAUUCGUAAGGUCAAUUCGGCCUAGGGUUCUCUUGGCAUCUGCUCAGCGGCAGGCAGUCCAGGAAUAUUACCAUCUGAAAGUGAAGAAAUCGCAAAUUUCAAGCAAUAUUUGGUCAGGUAGCACGAGGAUUUUGAGACCUCUGAGGUUGUUUCCGUAUGCAGAUGUGUUCACAUUUGAUGACGGUUCUGUAGUUGUGAUAACUAAAGCUGAUGUUGAUGGAUAUAAGGAUGAACGGCAUGGUUCAGAUAUGAGUUUGGUUUUCCGGGUUUCGAAGACUGCUUUGGCCACGUUUUCUAGGCUGUGGGUCAGCAGCAAGAUGUCAGGCGUUAGGCUGGUAAAUUGGAACAAAUGCUCAAAAGCCAGUGAUGAAAUGAGCAUAAACAUCCAUCUCUGUUAAAGACUGUAAAUGCAUACAAGAGGAUCCACUGGUUUGUGUACAUAUUCUUGCUUUGAUUUUUUAACAAUGAUUAGAGAAAACUUGUAAUGAAUACUAUAUGUAUAUAAGUUUGCAUAUUUGAAGUAUAUUUGUAAUUUUUCAGUUCUGAUGAUUUGUAUGUUUCAUCCUAAAA
This is a messenger RNA of Cynara cardunculus var. scolymus (artichoke), 1180 nucleotides long. Its product is annotated as putative dual specificity protein phosphatase DSP8. Lineage: Eukaryota; Viridiplantae; Streptophyta; Magnoliopsida; Asterales; Asteraceae. The record is from RefSeq and is a predicted model, not a curated record. The transcript is spliced from 6 exons. Bases 124 to 1008 code for a protein of 294 amino acids. Gene Ontology annotation, biological process: protein dephosphorylation. Gene Ontology annotation, molecular function: phosphatidylinositol-4,5-bisphosphate 5-phosphatase activity; protein tyrosine/serine/threonine phosphatase activity.